This is a messenger RNA of Pleuronectes platessa (European plaice), 6799 nucleotides long. RefSeq lists its product as uncharacterized. The coding region runs from base 1 to 6063 and encodes 2020 amino acids. The transcript is spliced from 38 exons. Gene Ontology annotation, molecular function: protein binding. NCBI's taxonomy places the organism in Eukaryota, Metazoa, Chordata, Actinopteri, Pleuronectiformes, Pleuronectidae. The record is from RefSeq and is a predicted model, not a curated record.
AUGCCCUGCCCUGCAGGAACAUUUAGCUCCAAAGAGGGGAACACACACCAGAUCAACUGCACCACCUGUUCCCCUGGAUCCUACUGUCAAGUUGAAGGCACUGCACGGCCUGCUCUCUGUCCCCCUGGACACUACUGUCCUGCCGGGCUGACUCUCGGCCUGGAGUUUCCUUGUCCUCCUGGCACAGUGCAGAACCAGCUCGGUGCCUCCAGUCCCGAUGCCUGCCUGCCCUGCCCUGCCGGAAUGUUCUGCUCUCAGUCUGGUGCGUCCCAGCCCACAGGGCCGUGUGAAGCAGGAUACUUCUGUCCUGCUGGAUCAAGCAGCCCCAACUCAACUGAGUAUCAGGGGAAUUCAACCAGAAGCCACCUCUGCCCCUCAGGACACUACUGCCUCUCUGGCACUGGCUAUCCUCUGCCCUGCCCCACAGGCUCUCUGUCCGUCUCCCGAGGGCUGAAGGAAGUUGGCGAGUGCUCGCUCUGUCCCCCUGGACUGUUCUGUGACAAGCCUGCAAUAACCGAGUUCUCCGAUGCCCUCCCAUGUCACGCUGGGUACGUGUGCCUGGGUGGAAGCUCGGGUCCCAUCCCCUCAGAUGGCUCCCAUGGCUACCUCUGCCCUGCUGGCCAUAGCUGUCCUGUUGGCUCAGCGAGGGAGGUUCCCUGUGAGCCUGGCACAUACAGUCCUGCCCCCGGAGCAGCCCGCUGCACAACCUGCCCCCGAGGGACAAUGUGUUCCUCCUCCGCCACUCAGGAGCCCUCUGUCUGCCUGGCUGCACCCCUGACACCGUCCCGGCAUGCUCCUGAUCGGUGGAUGGUGACCUGGGUGAUCUCCACCCAGGUCUGGAUCAGGGCGUCAGUGAGCUCCUGGACACUCUGUGGAGGUCAUUUUUGCCCUGCAGGGACGGCCCUGCCUCAGCCCUGCCCUCCAGGGACAUUCAACAACCAGACAGGGGCCCACUCCCUCUCUGUGUGUAGCCCCUGUCCCUCUGGAGUGUACUGUAGCUCGUAUGGAGCCUCAAUGCCACAAGGUCGUUGUUUGGAGGGUUAUUUCUGCCAAGGUGGGGCUGUGGGACCAGCUCCUCCGAGCUCUGAUGACUUCCCCCUGAAUGGCCCUUGUCCUGUGGGCCAUUACUGUCCAGCAGGGUGUCUGUCCCCCAUUCCAUGUCCUCUGGGCAGUGUUCGCAAGACCACCGGAGGUGUGUCCUCCGACAGCUGCUCAGCCUGUCCUGCAGGUUACUAUUGCUCCACCGAGGGUCUGGCCAACACCAGUGGUCCCUGUGCUGCAGGUUUCUACUGUCCAUUUGACUUCUCCUCAACCACUCCAUAUGCCUUCCUCUGUCCUAAGGGCCACUACUGUCCGGAAGGCUCUGCCCUGGCCUUACCAUGUCCCACAGGAGAGUACCAGCCGAACCCCGGCUCGGACAGCUGCAUCCCCUGCCGACCUGGAUUCUACUGUGAGGAGGCUGUGGUGGGGGAGCCGUGGCCCUGCCCGCCACACUCUUUCUGCCCUGCAGGCACCAUGGUUCCUCAGCCCUGCCCCAAUGGGACUUUCACUCAUCCAAACCAGGAAGGACUUCAGGAGGAGAGAGAGUGUUUACCGUGCCCUUCAGGGAAGUUCUGCAGGGCUGGAAGGAUCCAGGGCGUGUGUGCUGCGGGGUAUCUUUGUGUUUCUGGGAGUGCAGAUUUCACCCCCCAGGGACCGGGGUCCAACUUCACCCAGUGUCAGUGGGGUAUGCAGUGCGCUGGACCAUGUCCACCAGGUUUCUAUUGUCCUGAGGGAACACAGGAGGCUCAGUUGUGUCCUGCAAAUACAGUCAGAAGCUCCUCUGGAGGUUCCAGCCUACAGGACUGUUUACCCUGCCCUCCCCAGUACUGGUGUCAACCUGGAGAUCCAGCUCUUCAUCUGUGUCCUGCUGGUCAUUACUGUGAUGGUCUGACUGACGGACACUUGAGUGGAGGACCCAGGCCAUGUCCUCUGUACACUUAUCAGGCUUCCCCUGGAGCAGGCAGCAAGGGGGACUGCCUGCCGUGCCCUCCUGGUGCACACUGUAACAGCACAGGGCUAACAGACUACUCCAACAGUCCCUGUCCGCCUGGUUACUGGUGCAGUGGGUCUGGCCCCCCCAUCUACUGCCCCGCAGGCACCAAGAGGCCACUUCCUGGAGCUGCUAUGCCCAGACACUGUGAACCCUGUGCAGGGGGAACCUUCUGUCCAGACCCCCGGGAAACAGGGACGCCCAAUGUGGAGGGAGUCCGUUGCAGGGCUUCCUAUCAAUGCCCCAUAGGUGCAGCCUCAGAGAGGCCGUGCAGAGCUGGCUCAUACUGCGGACCUCAGACUGCUGAGCCCCAAGUUUGUCCUGAAGGUUAUUUGUGCCCUGAGGGAUCCCACUCCUACGAUACGCCCAAACAACUCUGUCCCUUCCCGUACUACUGCCCGGCCAACAGCUCCACCAUGAAAUCCUGCGACGGUGGUUCCAUGCCUGUCACCACCAGUGGGCUCAGGGGAUCCAAAAGCAGCUGCUGUAGUGUGUGCGAGGGGGGCACGUAUCGUCUUCAUCACUCCCCCGUCCCACAAUGCCUUCCGUGUCCGCCACGAUACUUUUGCCCGCCAGGUACUGACUCUUACAAAAGUCACCCUUGUCCUUUUGGGUCUGUCUGUCCCGUUGGAUCCACUGAGCCUGUACCCUGCCCCCCCGGUUCCUUUGGUAACCUCACUCGUGCUGGGAAAAUGAGUGACUGUUACUCAUGUCCAGCUGGAACCUUUAACCACCUGCCCGCCCAGAGCGCCUGUUUCCCCUGUGGCAGCUCCUCUACCUCACCAACUGGUUCUUCCUCCUGUACCUGCAUUGGUAAGAACCGUGCAUUCCAGCACUCUGAUGGUUCAUGUUUGUGUAGAACUGGUUUUAUCUUCUACAACGAGCUGGAUUACCAAAGCUCCACCUCUGACAGUGAACUGGACUGCCAGCCUGAGGUGAACAGACGGUGUGCCACAGGACAGGCCCGGCUGGCGGCAUCCAGAGAGUGUGUGUCCCCUUCCCUCCACUCCUGUAGUACCACCUGUGGACCACAUGGAGGAACUCUGGAUUUGGAGAUGGGAAUCUGCCAAUGUGAGCGAUACGUGUCUGCCGAGGAGCUUUGCAAUACUUCCUGCCUCUACCGUCUGCCUCAGCUCUCUGCGCAGCUCUCGGCAGAUGGACGCCUGCUGCUCAGCCUGAAGGACAGAAGCCGCAUGGUCUGGACACGGACUGUAAUGGAUGUUUUGGGACCAGAUAUUCAUGCAAAGAGUUUUGGGAAAAUUCAUCUGGUCCAAUUUGACUCUGAGGGAGUAUUUGGUUGGAUUCCCACACAGACGGGACUUAUCAAUCAGUUCCUGUCAGAGCCAACAGAACUCCUUAAUACAAGACCGAGAAAGAGGAGAAAUACAAAUGAUGAGGAUGACGAUGAUGUCGAUGGAGACCUGGCUGUUCUUCCACGGAUCCCCAACCCCAUUGCUUGUAUAUCCUCCGGUGACAUGCUCAUUUUCCAUCUCGCCAUCAAUCACACUGACCGCCGUCUCAGUCACUUCCCAGUGUAUCAGAAAGACCACCUGUUCAAUAGUAACCCCGGCUGGGACUUUGGAGCCUUCAGACACUUGCAGAUGCUCAUGAAGCAGACAAACUUCAACUCCACCAGGUUUGCCCACGUGUUCUCAGAAACAGGGAAGUAUGUGUUUGUGGACAGCGCUGUCCCCGAGUGGAGUUUGGUGGUGGUGGUCAGUGAGGAGGGGACGGAGUGCGCUGCUCGGUCGGCUGUGUUCCAGCCCAUGACCCCGGCACAUCUGGUCAGAUUUGGGAUUGUCAAGCAGCACCGGCUAAACCUUCUGCCUGACUGGGGAGUUAUUGUAGGGGUCCUGAGUCUGCUGCUGGUGGUGGUUGUAGCUGUGACCUCCACAAUGCUCGUUCUGCGACCCAGCAAAGCAAAGCUGGUCUCCCAGUGGAGGAGGAAGCCAAAGUGGCGCAGUCUCGGGGAGCCCUUCUGUCCGGUGGAGUGUGAUUGCAAUGGAGACAGCAUCGCUGUCCCCAGUUUAGGAGGUGCUCUCGGCAGCAGGGGGAUGGGAGAAGGUGCAGAGGCUGAGGAACCCGCUCUUUCAAAGGGAGGAAGUGUUUCAGGGCGCUGUGAUCUAGAGGAGUUCAAUGUGAAAACCCUGUACGACAAACUCGAGGACCAGAACCUCCACAUCGCCUCCCAGCUGGCUCGACACCGCAAGGACAUGCAGGAGUUCUACAGAAACAUUUGUCAACAGGCGGAAACACUCGCGAAUUCCUUUGAGAAUAUGGACCAUAAAAAGCUGAGUCUUCUCAAAGAGCUGCUCGUCCAUAAUACCAUGAGGGAUAAACCAUCUGACAGCAUUGUGGGGGAGAGAGAAGCACAAGCUGAGCCCUCUGUGGCAUUACUGGGAACUGUUCUCAGGUCUGUGGAAGCUCUCGUCUGCAGGGUGACAGGAGAAGCUUGGCAGAACCGGGAUUACUGUCAUUCUGGUCCUCAUGAUACCAGAGAGUGUGAACCGCAUGCUGGAUACACACAACCCGGUGACACCAACUUGUGUUACACACAGAGUCAACAGAGCACAGUCCCUUGUCUGAGUGACCACGACUUGUCCAAGCUGGUCAGUAUAUCUCCUCUGUUCAAGACCCUGCAGGAGAUCCAGCAGUCUUUACAUAGCCUCUCCACAGCUGAGCCUACUCAGCAUCUCCACCAUGCUGUAGAGCCGUCUGUCCAGGAGAGCUACAACGGGAAACUCAUCCCAACUGCUCUGGACAACCUCUCCCCUCAGCACGCUGCAGUGUUCCUCUUUGGUUGCCAGGUGAUGCGGUUGCUCGAGAAAUGUCCCCAGUUCCCCUCCGUGCUCCUGCUACUGGCCAAGUCGAUCCCAGUUUCUUCAUUGUCCACUAAUGAGGCCACGCUGGCCCAUUGCUCUGGGGACUUUUACUUUGACGCGACCAAUCAAAUCCUGUAUCUGUCAGAGGCAAAGCUUCAGCACGUGGGGCAUUUUAUCGGCGUCCUUCUGCAGUCCAUGGCCCACAUUGCGUCAGCCUCAAGACGUCAGAGCUUUAUGCAAGCGCUGCAUGAGGCCGUUUCCGCUCUGAGCCUUCAGAUGUUUAACGUCUCUUUCAAAUGGAGCUCGGAGGAGUCAAAAUUCGGCGGUUCGGAGGAUCAGCACGGUGCGUUAGUUACAGACUUUCUCAACGCCAGAGUUCCAGCUGAGGUGCAUUUCACUGAGCACCUGUUAGCUCGCAGACUUGAGAAAUACAAGUAUUUCAAGUUAGAGCAGCUCAUCUUCAACCUCGGACGGUGUUCAACUGAGGACACAGACACAGGUUUGCCACCAAAAGGGACGCCGAUACAGAUAUCGUGUGUCGAAGAAGAAAUCGACCGCUUGAACGAGUCCUUCCUGCAGCUCAGCAUGCAGCUACAGCAGAGAGCUCCAAUGAGCAGAUGGAGAAAGGAGACACAGAGUGCUGGGAACCAUUCUGCGAGGGCCACACCAACAAGCAGCGAGCCAAGCCUGAGUCGUAGUGGAACAAUGCUGCUGGAGCUGAAGAGACGCCAUGUAUCACAGCGGCUCAAUGAGCUCCAGCUCACAUUAGGUCGGAUCAGACAGCGCCAGCAGCGUGGCAGCGAGUCAAGAGCUGGGACAGGAGGCCGUAAACAAACAGACAGCAGCAGCAGCACUCGGCCGGGACAGAGGGAGCAGUAUCCUGGCAGAGAUGGCUGCAGUCCCGCCGACGGCCAGCAGCAGGGCGGUGUUCCAGCGAGCCGGAGUCACAGCCAGGAAAACAUACAGGGCCAGGCUCUCGGUAACUAUAAAGUGGAGAGUCAUAUUUCCCACCAGCAGAGGAGUAACAACCCUGAAAUGUGGCCGGACUGCCAGAUGCUUGAGAGCCAAGAUCAGCCGCUUGUGACCGUGCCAGGAAAACAGGAGCUAAACGGUCAGAUCCCAAUGGAAAAUACAACUGGACACACGGACAGUGAUGACAUGUGGGCGCCCGCUGAUCAGAGACCGGAUCUGAAUGUGGACAAAUGCUAAGAAGAAUUAGUCACAUAUUGUAUUAUCUGACCAUUAUUCCUCCGCUCCCGGCCUUGUGCUCGAAAUCUGUGUACACUGUGAUAAUCUGUCUUGUUUGACGAUCAGAGCCGGAGUCUUUUUAAUUAUCUGUGAUCCCAGACAGAAAUAAUUUCUGGCAACAGGCAGUGUGGCGUGACACCCUCUGUCAUCUUGUCCAAAUAGUUUCUCAGUCGGGAGUUAAUUCCGGCCUCAAACACAGGCUCUGUUCAUUACCAUAUUCUAAUUAAGAUAAUAAACUCCAGCUCACUGAACACAAGGUGACACUUGUGCGUCUGUGCUUACAACAACCUCCCCCUUGUGUAGAGGCGACAACCCUUAUGUCUUCAUGAAUAUUUAAUAUCGAACGACAAUUAUUCUCUAACCCUCUUCCUCUCAGGUCCUCUGACCUGUCGUUUGUCAUCUUUUCUCAGCUCUUUAGCUCCUUUCAUCUGUUUUCCUCCGUGACCAACAGGCUAUGCAAGUCAAACCAAAGGCAGCUGUGAAAGUUGAAAGCCUGUUGGAUCUGCUCCAGACACGUCAGUGCUGCGCGGCCGCCUCCUUCUCCUGGUUUGAUGGUUUAUCAGUCGUACAGGGGUUCUGGGUCUUAUAAUAGAAAGUGAGUAUUACUACAGGGGGCCUGUGAGCCAAAUCAUAAGGUCAAAUGGAACAAGUCUUCACUUGCAAUCAGUGUUGGCUCAGAGGUCUGUGCCAAGUCCCC